GCACCCUUCAUCUUUCAGAGCCAGCAGUUUGGAUCCUAAGUUUCCCUCUUCAAGAAGGAAUCUUCAGGAAUCUUCAGGCUUCAGUGAGAAGAGUGACUAUAGAAGCAUGCAUUUAGAGAAGAAAGAUGACCUGCUGGCUGCUGGUGUGCUGGAGAUGGAGUCCCAUGAGACGUCUCUCCUGCUGGGUGCAGGCCUGCGAGGACAGGAGCUGACUGGGGCCUCUGCCAGUGGACGGCAACCAGGGCCAGGAGACAUCGGAGCAGAGCCCCCUGAGCCCUGGCCCAGCCGGGUUCCUGUGGGCCAUGAUUCCAGCCCAUUCCUCACAGAGUGGAGGUCUCACUUUGCUUUGCCCCAGUUCUUCAGCUCCAGGUCUACAGAUGCCUGCUUUACUGAAAAUACUCCCCUGCUGCAGAAUUUCUCCCAAGAGAAAGGGUUGCAGCAUGUGCCCGCCUGCCGUCCAGGUCUUAUCAUGGCUGAGUCCUGGGAGAACAGCUCAGCUGAGUGGGAGCCCCGGUGCCUGCUGAGCAGCGAUGCUGCUGGCCUCUCCACAUCUGCUUCCUCAGAGAAGGGGGACUUCCCAGGCUCGGUGCAUGUCCAAUCCCGCCUUUUGAAGCUGAGGAGCUGUGUGCGCUGGCUGAAAGUCACGGGCCUGUUCGUCUUGGUGGUGGUGUGCUCUAUAUUAUUUAGCCUGUAUCCGGAACAAGGAAAGUUCUGGCAGUUGUUGGCUGUGUCGCCGCUGGAAAGCUACUCUGUGAACCUCACCAGUGCCCCUGACUCCACGCUGCUCCAGGUGGAGCUGGCGGGGGCCCUGGAGGCUGGCAGGCCGAGUCGUCCUGGGAGAGAGGAGCUCAUCGUGGUUGAAGUGGCCCAGACAGACACCCAGGGUUCCCGGCGGUGGCGGCCAGCACAGGCCACUUAUAAUUGGACAAUAUUUUUAAAUCCACAAAGAAAUGAGCGCUUUGUCAUGAGCAGGACUUUUGAGAUACUGAGCAGGGCGACCGUCUCCAUCAGCAUCCGAGCCUCCCUGCGUCAGAGCCAGGCCGUGCCUCUGCUCCUGGCCCACCAGUACCUCCGCACCACCGUGGAAAUGCAGGUCACCAUCGCCGCAGUCAUUUUAGCAGGGGUCUACGUGCUGAUUAUAUUCGAGAUUGUUCACAGAACCCUGGCAGCCAUGUUGGGUUCACUUGCAGCAAUCUCUGUGCUGGCUGUGAUUGGCGAUAGACCAAGCCUGGACCACGUGGUGCAGUGGAUUGAUUUCGAGACCUUGGCCCUGCUGUUUGGCAUGAUGAUUUUAGUAGCUGUAUUUUCAGAAACUGGAUUUUUUGAUUAUUGUGCUGUCAAGGCCUACCGGCUCUCCCGGGGCAGCGUGUGGGCCAUGAUCCUCAUGCUGUGUCUCAUGGCUGCUGUCCUCUCUGCCUUCCUGGACAAUGUCACCACCAUGCUGCUUUUCACCCCCGUGACCAUCAGAUUAUGUGAGGUGCUCAACCUCGACCCAAGACAAGUCCUGAUUGCAGAAGUGAUCUUCACAAACAUUGGAGGAGCCGCCACCGCCAUUGGAGACCCACCAAAUGUCAUUAUUGUUUCCAACCAGGAGCUGAGGAAGAUGGGCCUGGAUUUUGCGGGAUUCACAGCACACAUGUUUGUUGGGAUUUGCCUCGUUCUCCUGGUCUCCUUUCCAUUCCUCAGACUUCUUUAUUGGAACAAAAAGCUUUAUAACAAGGAGCCCAGUGAGAUUGUUGAGCUGAAGCACGAGAUCCACGUGUGGCGCCUCACCGCGCAGCGCAUCAGCCCCGCCAGCCGCGAGGAGACGGCCGUGCGCCGCCUGCUGCUGGCCAAGGUGCAGGCGCUGGAGCACCUGCUGGCGCGCAGGCUGCGCACCUUCCACAGACAAAUUUCAGAAGAAGAUAAAAACUGGGAGAUCAAAAUCCAGGAGCUAGAAAAAAAGCAUAGGAUAUCGGACAGGAUCCUGCUCAUUAAGUGCUUGAUGGUGUUGGGAUUUGUGAUCUUCAUGUUCUUUCUGAAUUCAUUUGUUCCUGGCAUUCAUCUUGAUCUCGGAUGGAUUGCUAUUCUGGGAUCCAUCUGGUUGUUAAUUUUAGCUGAUAUCCAUGAUUUUGAGAUAAUUCUACACAGAGUGGAAUGGGCAACCCUUCUGUUCUUUGCAGCACUCUUUGUUCUGAUGGAGGCAUUGGCGCAUCUCCACUUAAUAGAAUAUGUUGGAGAACAGACUGCUGUGUUAAUAAAGAUGGUCCCUGAAGACCGGCGCCUCACGGCCGCCAUUGUGCUGGUUGUCUGGGUCUCGGCCCUGGCCUCGUCCUUGAUUGACAACAUCCCGUUCACCGCCACCAUGAUUCCAGUGCUUCUGAACUUGAGCCGAGACCCAGAGGUCAGCCUUCCUGUGCAGCCGCUCAUGUAUUCCAUGGCCAUCGGCGCCUGCCUGGGAGGUAACGGGACGCUGAUUGGAGCAUCAGCAAAUGUGGUUUGUGCAGGAAUUGCAGAACAACACGGAUAUGGGUUCUCUUUCAUGGAAUUCUUCAGGUUGGGCUUCCCAAUGAUGGUUGUUUCCUGCAUGGUCGGCAUGUGUUAUCUGCUGGUUGCUCAUAUUGUGGUGGGUUGGAAUUAAUGGACAGUCACUUCUGAGGACCAACAGAAGCUUGAUCUGUCACCAGCAUCAGUCAGAAAAUGACCCUGAGACCACUCUUUGGAGAAGAAGAGGAGAGCGCUUACCACAGGGGUGCUACAGGAAUGGGAACACACUGGGGCAGGCUUUGGCACUCAAGUUCUUACUGGGGAAAUGCUGGCAAACAUCUUCCCAAGGACAAACCAUAGAAAAUAUGAGAUAAUUUGAAAUAUGUAGUAUUUCAAAAUACUUCCUUCAAUACUAUAUAGGAACAGACACAAAUACAACAAUCUACCCCAAAUGGUUUUUGUUUCUUAAUUGUUACUUUUUCAGAGGCUAGAUAUAGUUUUUCUUCAUGUAACCACUUUUCUUGUUAAAAUAAUCAGCAUGAAAUCUGUCUACUCUCAGAUCAUAGACUCUUCUUGAGAAAAAGGCCUACAGGUUGUAAGGAAGCAUUUUAUAUAUUUUACAAAACAAACUGUUCGUUGACAAAGGUUCUGAAAUUUGUUAAUUUCUUAG
This is a messenger RNA of Choloepus didactylus (southern two-toed sloth), 3136 nucleotides long. RefSeq names its product OCA2 melanosomal transmembrane protein (gene OCA2). The transcript has 24 exons. Lineage: Eukaryota; Metazoa; Chordata; Mammalia; Pilosa; Megalonychidae. Gene Ontology annotation, biological process: melanocyte differentiation; transmembrane transport; melanin biosynthetic process. The record is from RefSeq and is a predicted model, not a curated record. Gene Ontology annotation, cellular component: melanosome membrane. Bases 107 to 2620 code for a protein of 837 amino acids.